CACAUUCAGUUCAAAAUCUGAAUUGGGCGGGCGUACUAAUACUUAGUAGUGUAAAGAUGGCGUCGACGGUGUGUGUGUCUAGAUGCCGACUCCUAGCAAAUUUAGAAAUAAAUCGUGGUUUGUGUCUUUUGCCAAUAUUUAGUGAUUUGUCGAAUAAUAGGGAAUCGUGGUGUCGUCGAUGGAGACCUAUGCGUCGCUCGUUGUACACAAGCGUAAGCUCACACGGUUCAAAAACUGCUCCUACAAAAAUCGAGCCAGAGAAAUCUGACGAAGUAUUAGUGACAUAUCGGCGUGGCCUGCCUGUGAUAACAGUGCCUCUGCCGUCAAGACGGGAACGUUGUCGGUUUACAUUAAGACCAGUGUCGCAAACCGUCGGAGAUCUCCUCGAACAGGUGAAAGCGGAAGACCGUGGUGUUGAGCGCGCGGUUGCUUUGGCCGCUGAUGAACGUGUGAGAAUUGCAGCCAGUGACACCGUAGAGUCACUGCUGGAAAACGACUUCCGGCUCUUGAUCAAUGACACUGAAUACUACGUCAAGAGCCCGCCACAAGAACGUCUAAGCACCGAAGAGAUAACUCGUCUAAGCGAUGUUCGUAAUCUCGUUAACCAGCUGUACGAGGCUCUGAACGUCCGUGAGCACCAGAUCAGAAAAGAACGUGAACUGAGGAGCCAGCUGGAAAAACUAACAGCCGAGCUGCAGCCUUUAGAAGAGAAACGCAUGACGUUGGAGCAUGAGACGGCUCGUUCGACGUCAGCUCUCACUUGGGUGGGUUUGGGUCUUAUGGGGGUUCAGUUUGGGGUUCUGGCUCGUCUCACCUGGUGGGAAUACUCCUGGGACAUCAUGGAGCCGGUCACGUACUUCGUGACUUACGGAACGGCCAUGGCGGCGUACGCCUACUUCGUGCUGACGAAACAGGAAUACAUUCUACCUGAUGUCAAGGAUAGACAGCAUCUGAUCACUUUGCACAAGAAGGCGAAAAAAAUUGGUCUCGACAUAAAUCAGUACAACCAUCUUAAGGAUGAGGUUGACAAAUUACAAAAGGAUCUAGCUCGUCUGCGGGACCCCCUCCAAAUACAUCUGCCAGUGAACAGAAUGGACGAAGCGAAGCGCUCCCCGCUCACCAAGAUCAAAGACAUGCUCGAAGAGACGACCAAAAAAAUGAAAAUAACGUAAUACAUAUUAAUUACUAGCGGGUCUAUUGAAUUGUUCGACUGCAUUUUGUUAUUUAUGUUAUAAGAACUGUUGUGUACUACAUUAUGAAACAAAUGUUCGUUUAUUAAAAAAAUCUUGCCAUUGUGUUUUGUAUGUUAAAAAUAACUAUAGAUGAAUAAACACUUUGUUAUAGCUCAAAUAUAGAAACAAAGCACAAAUGUAUUAAAAGUAAGGUAGUUGAACAAAAUUUUAUUUUGAAUCUACCCUCAUUAUUAUUGUUAAAUGUUUUGUAUAGUACACAGUAUGGUUCAGUGUUGAAAUUUUUUACAUAAAUUUAACAUAUUAUUUAUUGAAUUUUAUCAUAUAUGUAUACUUUGGUUUGUAUUAGAUCUGUUUUAAUUAACUUUGUAUAGAGAAAUUUAUGCGAUUGGCUCUUAUUUACGGCUAUAAUAUUCGCUGUAUUUUUCCCUCUUAAUGAGGUAGAGAGGGAUGGCGCUAUAGAUAAAUAUAUCACAAGUAAUUUAUUGUAUUUGAUUUAAUUAGAUAAUUUUUUUUAGUUAAAAAUAAGCUCAAAAGUUGUUUCCUAUAUUUUAAGAAAGACCUAACAUAAUUUCUUUGUUAGUGCCAAUUGAAGAGCUACUUAGUCAUAAGUAAUUUUUUUUUUGUAUUAAAAUCUUUUGGGUAUAUUAUUUUUUUUUCUAGUCCGUAACAUCUUGUUCCUGUUUGUAUUUCGUUUUAAGUGUGACAAUUAACUAUGUGAAUUUUUUUCUAUGUAAAAUGUAUUUUUUUUUUGGUCUCGAUUUUGCGAAUGGAUCACUUUAAAUGGUUAUUCAUUUUUAUUUUAUUAUUCAUCAAAUAAAUCUCUGAUAGAUUUUU
This is a messenger RNA of Danaus plexippus (monarch butterfly), 2027 nucleotides long. RefSeq names its product calcium uniporter protein, mitochondrial (gene MCU). Gene Ontology annotation, molecular function: uniporter activity; calcium channel activity. Gene Ontology annotation, biological process: calcium import into the mitochondrion; mitochondrial calcium ion homeostasis. The coding region runs from base 57 to 1172 and encodes 371 amino acids. The transcript has 8 exons. Gene Ontology annotation, cellular component: mitochondrial inner membrane; uniplex complex. NCBI's taxonomy places the organism in Eukaryota, Metazoa, Arthropoda, Insecta, Lepidoptera, Nymphalidae. The record is from RefSeq and is a predicted model, not a curated record.